AUGGAGAAACUAAUGAGGCAAAUCAUGUUCUGUGGUUUAUUCAAUGCUCUUCUUUUGCUUUUAGCUGCAUGCCCAGCAACAUGUCAAGAAGUUGAGGAUGAGAGCGAGUUCAGUUAUGUACCAGGAAGCGAUAAUGGACCGGAGCGCUGGGGAGAGAUUCAUCCAGACUGGAGCAUGUGUAACAAUGGAACCAUGCAGUCUCCUAUUGAUCUGCUGCAUGAGAGAGUUGAGAUAGUUUCUCACUUGGGAAGACUUAAGCGGGAUUACAAACCCUCUAAUGCAAUUCUUAUAAAUAGAGGCCAUGAUAUGAUGGUAAGAGACAGAAGAAAAGCCUUUAUCUUAUGUUCUUGUCCAAUCUUCUAUAGUUCUAUGUACCAUCCAUUUUAG
This is a messenger RNA of Ilex paraguariensis (yerba mate), 387 nucleotides long. The record is from the annotation of a GenBank genome assembly. NCBI's taxonomy places the organism in Eukaryota, Viridiplantae, Streptophyta, Magnoliopsida, Aquifoliales, Aquifoliaceae.